AACCCUUGGUGGGCAGAGAGCAGAGGGGGUAACGGGGGCCUGAAAAGGAGACGAGUGCCCCAGAGAAUUUUGCCUGCUUCAGUUUUGUCAAAGGCCAGCCUGUGGACGGUCUCUGAAAGCAGGUCCCAGAGCCUAGAGGCAGAGAACCUUUGAUGUCACACCUGACCUUUGUGACACAGGCACUAGAUGUCACGGAGAACUACCCCCAGGAAAUGGGACUUCUAGCUCCCAAGGGUGGUGGCAGUGCCACCCCUUAGACAAAGUCCCAGUCUUUCAGAGGCUUUCACCAGCUGGCCACAUGCUCCUGCUGCUGUUGGGUGUGAUAAGCCAUAUUGACUAGGGCCAGGCUGAGCCAGAGGACAUCAGCAUUAGGGGCAACAAGGGGUCAGGGGAACCAGACUGGCAGGAAACCAAGAUGCUUGCAGAAUCCCUGAUUCAGGUUUAGGAGAACAAAAGCCUAUAACAGAAGACCCCCUCCUGGCUAAGGAGGACUGAAGACCAGGCUCGGACAGAAAUCUGGGUCAGAGUGAGUUUAGGGUAGAGGAUGCUGGGGGCAGAGAGGGGUGCAUCCACUCUUUGGUGACUGUUCCUUUUUCUCCCAGGUCCCGUCCUUUCUGAAGUGCCUUGUAAAACAGUCCAGAGGACCCUUCAUGGGUAAGAGCUUACACCACCAGAACACCCUCAAUUCCUAGUCGCAUCUCAGCCCCCAUACCCUCUUCUCCAACUCCUUCCUACCCUCUCUCCCUCCCUAUUUCUCUCCUCCUCAGCUCUACCCUUCCCUUGAGCAUUUUGCCAGCUCUUCUGCCCCCAAAGGUGACAUGGGUUUAGGGUCUUAGUGAACCAGCCUGGAACUGGCCCCUGAGGCAAAGCUGGAAAUGGACCCAUUCUCUCAAUAUCUUGGGUGCUGUUUCUUUCUCUACAGGUCCUAUGGGCUGUGCCUUCCUCCCUGGCCCAUUCAGAUAAUUGCUGCCACCCCCAGGCUCCCAGAGGCAGCUCGGAUUCUCCAUCCCUAUACAUCCCUCAUCAAAUGGCCAACUGCAAAGAAGAGAGAAGCCAAGCUUAGAUCCCACCUCCUGCCUGAACACCCAGAGAGCCUGGUGCUGCUGGGCUGGGUGUCUCCUACGCUGCAACCAGAGAUACCAGUCCUGGCUGCCAGGUCUCUAAUCUCUGGUCUUGCCGCCUCAGUCCUUUCCGGUUUCAAGGCGAUGUUGCCUCAAAACAAGGACCAAGGGCUGCUACAGAAAGCAGCGCCCCCUGGGCGUCCCCCUCAGGGCCCCUCACAACUUGUGGACUCCCUUCCUCAGAACCUUCAGCCUUUGCCUCCACAGAAAUCGCUCCCUCUCGCCCCUCCACCUUGCUCCCCUCCACCACAGUCCCACUCUCCUGGCUCCCAUUCCUCCUCUUCUGACUCAAAUUCUGACUUCGUCCUACAACCCUACUCUUCCUCUCUCCCAAGUUCCCCCGCUUUCUUUCAUCAGAAUUGCCCGUCUCUCUCCCUUCCACGUUCCUCCUCUCCCUCCUGCCAGCUAUAUCCCUCUCCGCCUCCUACUCAGUCCUCUAAUCCCUCUCAGCCACAGAACUCCUCUCGCCCACACUGCCAGUCUCCUUUACACUCCGAAGACCUACCUAGCUCCACGCUCACUUCCCAGAACCUCAGCCUACCUUGUCCUGGGGUCCACCCCAAUAGGCAGACAUGGCACUGGCAUCAGCACCAGGACACCAGAUCCCCUGGGGUGGCGGAGGGAUGCGUGGCAAGCGAAAGGGACGCUGCAGAGUUCAGGAACCCGGGAGCCCUGGCCCAGGCCCUGGUGGUGCAGCUGGGGUACCGUCGCAUCGCACACGACCUUCGGUUACUCAUUUUGCAGAGCCUGUGGCUAGGCAGAACCGACCAGCCUCCGGUUGUGGAGUACCCUAUAUGCCUGGUGUGUCUCCGGCCCCGCAGUCCCUCUUGCCCCACCCCCAGGUACAGGACUGGACCCCGGCUGCUUGCCUUCCCCCAGCUACUGCCCUGUGCACAAGACCAGGAAUCGAGACCACUCCGCAUAGGCAUCGGCUUUGCUCUCCGCCUGCCUCAAGGCCAGGCCAGGACUUUGCAUCUGUUGCCAGAAAGAAGACGGGAGGAAGCAGGACCUCAGGGCGAGGCCAUGCAGGCCCCUGGGUAUCAAACCCACGCAUUUCAGGCCCCAGCAGCUCAGGCCUGGGCAGAUUCAGCUUCAGGCAAACCCUCCCUGACCGGGAGCCUCAGGUCUGCAGGCCCUCCAUCACCAAAUUCCACUCGAUGUUCAGGGCCUCUGCGUCAGGCACUCAAACAGGCCGCGGUCUCCCUGAAGCCCGGGCUUUUGUCGGCUCCAAGGCCUGCCUCUCCAGAGCCUAUUCUCCAAAAGUCGCCAUCCUAUUUCCAGAGCCACGGAGGCUCACUGGAGCACCUCUUCUAAACCCUGCCAUCCCCACCAGGCCCCAGAUCUCGGGGAGCCCCCGAGACACCCUGAAGGGCUGGCUGGCUGGCGGGCAGGUGUGUUCUCCAGCCCUGAACCCUGGAAGUCCCUUGUGGAGCCUGCUCUCUCCUGGCUGAAGAGGACCAAGGGUACGGGAGGCCCCAUUCAGCCUUCAAUGUAUCCAAUAAAGCUUAACCCUGCAAAACUUGUGUUUGUGUCCUGUUGAGCAGACACCCUGGGUACCUAUGGGGUCAGAGGGGGUGGGGCAGAACCCAACAAGGGGUCGGAGAGAGUCAAGGGAAACAGAGUGGCCAGGGAGAGUGGAUGCCAUGUACCCGAAAAGGGCAAGGGGCCCACAAGGCCUGAGCACCUGAGAUGUGCCGGGCUCUGGCUGGCCCUUCGCACAUUAAAUUUGGUGAAGCAGAUAAUGGCAUCCCCAAAGGUGAAGCCACUGGGUCCCUUCUGCUGGGUGCACCUUAGGUUAACGAGGAUGCAUGCCGAUGUGGCCAGGGGAGCAACCGGAGGUGUCUCCUUGCAGGAAAGGGCACUCUUCGCAUUCACUUGCAGAGAACCACCAGGAUGCUCCCAUUGGAGAUAAGAAA
Molecule: messenger RNA, 3037 nt
Organism: Myotis lucifugus (little brown bat)
Lineage: Eukaryota; Metazoa; Chordata; Mammalia; Chiroptera; Vespertilionidae
Gene: PRR30
Product: proline rich 30
Exons: 1
Coding region: 876-2435 (519 amino acids)
Source: RefSeq, a predicted model, not a curated record